GGCACUCCCGAAGCCCCUUUGAAUUCAUAUGUUUGCUCCGUCAUGAUCCUCAACAUCGAUGGAUAAGACUCAAGCUUCUGCCGGUGAGUGUUAUUCUGGAGCCCGUUUGCAUUUUUAGAUGUCCACUCGUGCUGUAUUUUCUAUUUCUGACUGAUGUUUGAAACAGUUUUUGUCUUUGUUAUUCACUAGCCUCCACAAGCUUCGCCCGGCUUCAAGUUAGUUAAGCACUUUUCU
This is a messenger RNA of Amoebophrya sp. A25, 234 nucleotides long. Lineage: Eukaryota; Dinophyceae; Syndiniales; Amoebophryaceae. The record is from the annotation of a GenBank genome assembly.